CUCUCGACUGAUCAUGGAGAGCGGGUCGCCUGCAAACCUCCAAACGGAAUUCAGUGGCAUCAAUCUUAAACAAUCCAAAGAACUGGCAAAAAAGCUUGGCUGCGCUACGGAAGACAUUGGGGAUUUACAAGUUAAUCAAUGUUUGAAAAAUGUGCCUGCAGACGUACUGGAAAAAACCGAAUAUGAAGUGUUUCCUGGUAGAGGUGGAGACUUCUAUCCCAUAUACGGGGACGAACUUAACCCUACCAAUCCAAGAAGAGACGUGUUUAAAGGAAAUUUUGAUUGCAAAACCCCUUCUUACUGGAAAUGUCGAGACAGAAGGCUCGGUUAUUCUGACUAUUUUGGAAAGUGAUAAGCUUGGUUUCUUCGGCGAUAAAAAUACCCCCUUUACGAGGGAAAUAGCAUUAGAUGCAACUAACAAGUUCAUCGAGUUUCAUCCAGAUCUCCAAUCUGCUGAGAAAUACUAUGUU
Molecule: messenger RNA, 470 nt
Organism: Argiope bruennichi
Lineage: Eukaryota; Metazoa; Arthropoda; Arachnida; Araneae; Araneidae
Exons: 3
Coding region: 14-352 (112 amino acids)
Source: RefSeq, a predicted model, not a curated record